AUGAACAACAACAACAGAAUAGGAGUUGAUGAUGAUUCUGAAACAGUUACGUCGGAUGCAACUCAACCAAAAAAAUUAUGUGAAUAUUUGAAAAAAAGAAAAGUGAUGUGCAUCAUAUUUAUUAUUAUUGUACUUGUUAUAAUUAUAACAGUUUCAAUUGUUAUCGCCAAAGCAAAAAAGACAAACGGUGAAAAAACAUCAAUAACAGAAGAAAUGGAAGUAACAACAGAACCGACCACGACAACAUCAACAACAACAUCAACAACAAUAUCAACUACAACAACAAUAAAUCCAUGUACAACUGGUAACUAUACUUGGAAUACAUCAGGAAUUACUAUACUCGAUUCAUCACAAGUAACACAUGUCGUGGAUAUCUACAUAGACUCAAAUAAUAAUUUAUAUAUUACGGAUGAGCUUACUAGUACUGUUGUAUGGAGAUUACUGGAGAAUGCUACAAGUGCAACGGUAGUUGCUGGAAUAAAAGACUCAAAGGGAUCAAGUAAUACUCAACUAAAUUUUCCUCAAGGUGUCUAUGUUGAUACAAAUGGAACUAUGUAUGUAUCUGAUUUCUAUAAUCACCGCGUACAAAAAUAUAUUAACGAAUCAAACAUUGGAAUCACUAUUGCUGGUCGAAGUUGGUCAGAUGGAUCUUCAUUAAAUCAAUUGAAUGGUCCACGAUAUAUUACUCUUGACUCGACACAAGCAUAUAUAUAUAUCGCUGAUGGUUAUAAUCAUCGUAUUAUGCGCUACUCAACAAAUUCGAUCUCAGGUGACAGCGGAACUCUUGUCGCUGGUGGAACUAGCCAAAGAAACACUGACACAUCAUUAAACUUACCAUGGGGUAUUUGGUAUCAGCCAUCUGUAAGUAGCGAUUUAUUUAUCACAAAUCAUGAUGGACAUUCAAUAAUGCGAUGGACACCUGGUGCUCCUUCAGGUACUUUCAUUGCCGGUGUGCCAGGUAAAAGCGGCUCUAGCUCUACUCUUUUACAUGGUCCGAUGGGUAUCAGGCUUGACAAAUAUCUAAAUAUGUUCGUUGUUGAUCACUUUAACCACAGAAUUCAAAUGUUUUGUGCCAACAGUAAAACAGGUAUUACCAUUAUUGGAACUGGUAUUUCUGGUAGUACUGCAACGACAUUAUAUGAACCAAGAGGUAUUGAAUUUGACUCAGAUAUGAACAUGUAUAUUACUGAUUAUGGUAACAUGCGUGUGCAAAAAUUUUUGAAACUAUAA
Adineta steineri is the source of this 1230-nucleotide messenger RNA. The record is from the annotation of a GenBank genome assembly. Lineage: Eukaryota; Metazoa; Rotifera; Eurotatoria; Adinetida; Adinetidae.